AGAGAGAGAGAGAGAGAGAGAGAGAGAGAGAGAGAGAGAGAGCACAGUGUGUCUGAGCAGAGACACCGAACACACCGAACUGGACUUUGCAGCUUCUUCUUCGUCUCCUCCUCAGCAGCAGCAGCAGCAUCCAGGCGUCUUGCAGCGGACCGGACCGGACCGGACCGGGUCGGGGGAGGGAUGACGGUUCGGCUCUCAGCAGAGUUAUUUCGUGCACUGCGCCGCUCUGACGCCUCCUGCUCUCUGUCCUCUCACCUGGACGGAACUAUUCAACCUGUCUGAUAUCGACCCGCAGGUGUGACCACAUUUAUCAGCAGGAUUUUCUUCAAGUAUGACAUCAGAGCCGAGUGUGGGCUGGGUCAUUCACACCUCCACAGGCGGAAUACCGGGGUAGCCUGCAGGAGCGAGCGGAGCGCGGCAGUGUGAACACCGAGCGAUGCUCCGGGUCUGUCUUUGUUUCUCCUCUCACAUCUCGGAAUGGAUCCUCGAGCAACAAGCGAGCGCGGCUGUGCGCGGCGGCUCUGCGCACACCUGACAGGAUAACGCGCUGGUGUGUCCGCGGCUGGUCUGUGUGUGUGUGAGUGUGUGUGAGUGUGUGUGAAGGCUCUACCUGCGGGAUUACAGCGGUCUAACGAGCCGACACCUGCUGUAGGACCGAGCGAGCGGCUGCGUCUCUCUGCAGGGUCGAGCUGAGGAAUGAACUCGGCUGCUGGAUUCAGAAAACUCUCCUGAAAAGUGCCUCCGCGCCUCCAGCGGGUCUACAUCCUCCAGUCGGGUCUGUGGCGGAGCCGCUUUGAUUGAACUGUCCGCGGGGAGGACCAGGAUCCAGCCAUGGGCAGGCACUCGGAUCAUCUGCCCCAGCUCAAACCGGGUUUUACAUUCCGGGUGUUGUGGAUGGUUCAAGCCUUCCUGGACCUGACCGGCUCCCAGGAGAUUUACGCACCGCACUCGAUUCGCGUGGAGGGCGACGUGACGCUGGGGGGGCUCUUCCCAGUCCACGCCAGGGGGGUCCCGGGGAUUCCGUGCGGGGACAUCAAGAAGGAGAACGGCAUCCACCGGCUGGAGGCGAUGAUGUACGCCCUGGACCAGAUCAACGGCGACGAAUGGCUGCUGCCCAACGUCACCCUGGGCGCCCGGGUCCUGGACACCUGCUCCCGGGACACGUACGCGCUGGAGCAGUCGCUGACUUUCGUCCAGGCGCUCAUCCAGAAGGACACGUCGGACGUGAGGUGCACCAACGGGGAGCCGCCGGUGUUCGUCAAGCCCGAGAAAGUUGUCGGAGUCAUCGGAGCGUCGGCCAGCUCGGUGUCCAUCAUGGUGGCCAACAUCCUGCGCCUGUUUCAGAUCCCUCAGAUCAGCUAUGCCUCCACCGCCCCGGAGCUGAGUGACGACCGGCGGUACGACUUCUUCUCUCGGGUGGUGCCUCCGGACAGCUUCCAGGCCCAGGCCAUGGUGGACAUCGUCAAGGCCAUGGGCUGGAACUACGUCUCCACCGUGGCCUCGGAGGGCAGCUACGGGGAGAAGGGAGUGGACGCCUUCAUGCAGCUCUCCAGAGAAGCAGGUGGAAUCUGUAUCGCUCAGUCUCUGAAGAUCCCUCACGACCACAAACUGUCGGACUUUGAUAAAACCAUCCGUCUGCUGCUGGACACUCGGUACGCCCGGGCGGUCAUCCUGUUCGCUUCUGACGAGGACAUCAGGGGGAUCCUGAAUGCCAGUAAGCGAGCUGAGCAGGUUGGCCACUUCCUGUGGAUCGGUUCUGACAGCUGGGGCGCCAAAAACAGUCCAAUCAACCAGCUGGAGGACGCGGCUGUGGGAGCCGUCACCAUACUGCCCAAGAGAGCCACCAUCAGCGGGUUCGAUGCAUACUUCACAUCGCGGACUCUGGAGAACAACAGGAGGAACGUGUGGUUCGCUGAGUACUGGGAGGAAAACUUCAACUGCAAACUGAUGAGCUCGUCCAAGAAGGACGACAGCAGCAGGAAGUGUACAGGUCAGGAGCGUAUCGGCAUCGAUUCCAAGUAUGAGCAGGAGGGGAAGGUCCAGUUUGUGAUCGACGCCGUGUACGCCAUGGCCCACGCCCUCCACAACAUGCAGAGGGACCUGUGCCCGGAGAACUCCGGCAUCUGCCCCGAGAUGGACCUGGCAGGAGGGAAGAAACUGCUCAAGUACAUCCGCAACGUCAGCUUCAACGGAAGUGCGGGUACCUCAGUGACAUUCAACCGUAACGGCGACGCUCCUGGACGCUACGACCUGUUUCAGUACCAGUGGAACAACGUGAGCGGGCCGGGCUACCGUGUGAUUGGACAGUGGACCGAGACGCUGCAGCUCAAUAUGGAGGACAUGCAGUGGCCCGGGGGCGAGCAGGACAUCCCCAGCUCCGUUUGCAGCCUUCCCUGUAAAACCGGCGAGAGGAAGAAGGUGGUGAAAGGAAUGCCGUGCUGCUGGCACUGCGAGCCCUGCGACGGCUACCAGUACCAGUACGACGAGUUCAGCUGCAAGCUGUGCUCCUACAACAUGAGGCCCAACGCCAACCGGACGGCCUGCCAGCCCAUCCCCAUCAUCAAGCUGGAGUGGCACUCGCCCUGGGCCGUGAUUCCAGUUUUCCUGGCGAUGCUCGGGAUCAUCGCCACCAUCUUCGUCAUGGCCACGUUCAUACGGUACAACGACACCCCGAUCGUCCGAGCGUCCGGCAGGGAGCUGAGCUACGUCCUCCUCACGGGGAUAUUUUUGUGUUACAUCAUCACCUUCCUCAUGAUCGCCAAGCCGGACGUUGGCGUGUGCUCGUUCAGGAGGAUUUUCCUCGGUCUGGGCAUGUGCAUCAGCUACGCAGCCCUCCUCACCAAAACCAACCGCAUCUUCCGCAUCUUCGAGCAGGGCAAGAAGUCGGUGACGGCGCCACGGCUGAUCAGCCCCACCUCGCAGCUGGCCAUCACCUCCAGCCUCAUCUCGGUCCAGCUGCUGGGGGUUUUCAUCUGGUUCGUGGUGGAUCCGCCCAACACAAUCAUAGAUUACAACGAGCAGAAGACCUUCAACCCAAAACUGGCACGAGGCGUGUUGAAAUGUGACAUCACAGAUCUUCAGAUCAUCUGUUCAUUGGGUUACAGUAUCUUGUUGAUGGUGACGUGUACUGUUUACGCUAUAAAGACCCGCGGGGUGCCCGAGAACUUUAACGAGGCCAAACCCAUCGGCUUCACCAUGUACACCACCUGCAUCGUGUGGCUGGCUUUUAUACCCAUCUUCUUCGGCACGGCACAGUCUGCAGAAAAGCUGUACAUCCAGACGACCACACUGACCAUCUCCAUGAACCUGAGUGCGUCCGUGGCCCUCGGGAUGCUCUACAUGCCCAAAGUCUACGUCAUCAUCUUCCACCCGGAGCUCAACGUGCAGAAGAGGAAACGCUCCUUCAAAGCCGUCGUCACGGCCGCCACCAUGUCAUCCCGACUCUCCCACAAGGCCAGCGACAGACCCAACGGAGAGGCCAAGACAGAGCUGUGCGAGAACGUCGACCCCAACAGCUAAUUUCAUAAUUUAUCAGAGGUCCAGCAGCGAAGAAGAAAUGUGUGAGCUACAACGACCUCGUGAUCUGACAGCGUUCCUCCAUCAGACUGACACAGAGAGCGAUGCUGGAGAUGUCUGGUCUCCUGCCUGCUGGCUGACCCUGAAGAAAGAAAGAAAGAAAGAAAGAAAGAAGAAUGUGUUGUUGUUUUUAUUUCAUUUCUUUGGUCUCACGUGCUCCAUUGCCCACCACUGACUUCUAAAGCAAAGCAUUGUGGGACUUUCCUUUGGGCAUAAUCACUCGGUCAAAGAGAAGCGAGGAAGAAAAAAAGACGUGUUGAAAAAAAGUGUGGAUGUUUAGAAGAUAAAAAAUGAUCCUUCUGUUGGUGAUGAUGAUGAUGAUGAUGAUGAUGAUGAGGGUGGGACUGAGGACAAACGGGUGCAGCGGCGGACAUGUUGCCCGCUGGCUUGUGGGCGGAGCUCUCGGGCUCCGUGCGUCGUCUCGUGCUGUUGAUGUCAAACGAAGCGGCCGCCUUGGCCAACGUGAUCUUUCUACGGAGCCUCUCGUCUUUUCAUGUAAUUCCAAACUGCAAGUUUUCAGCCCUGCUGUCCUCGUGUGUCGGUCUUUACUCUGUUGGCCUCCUGCGGUCGGUUGUUGGUUUGGUUUCCGUUUCAUUUUCUUUAAAGGCGACCUGAUUAUGACGUUGAUGAUGAAUCUGUUCUGCUCUUGCUUCUUGGAUGCACAUUGUUUUUUAUUGAAGCCAUAUUCUUCACUUUGAGAUUUAAGGGCUUUGCUCACGCUGCCGCCUGGAGUCUGAUUUUUGCCACUGAAAAGUCCCAACGUCCAAUCAGCUUCAUGAGAUGAGUGACAGCUGCUGCAUGGACGCACCUCAGAUGACAGUCUCACAGGUAAAUGAUUCAUUUCUAUAGAGCCGUCCACUUUACUGACCUUUAAAAUCCAGGAUUCUGUCCCAGCUUCAGUGGUACAUUGUCAGAAUCAGUGAAUAUUGUUGGUGUGACGUGAAAACGAUUCUGACAGUUUGAUUCUUUGAUAUAAAGCAGAUAAAACAGCCGGCAGAAUUAAUGCUGGUACAUGCAAACAUUUGUUCUGCUUAACCACAGAUAAGUUAAAACUUUACGUUUCUUCAGGUUCAGUUUUCAGAUUUUCUGCCAUUACAACACAGUGACGAUGGUCUGCUGACGUUCAGGCACAGAAUCAUUUGAAAAACCUCUCUGUCGCUGCAAAAUGUCCCAAGAUCUCCAGAAAAACAACCAGAAGUUUCACAUUUCAAAUGCAGACGCGACACGCUUAGUUGAAAUGUGAGGACAGUACGUAGCUCGUUACACAAACACAUUUGGACUCUGUGAGCAGCAGAACAUCAACUGCCAACAUCUGAUUCUGAGACUGAGCUGCGUACACAGGAAGGAGAAUUUAAAAUAAUGUUAAUUCUUCUACAUUGUGACAAAGUGUUAGCAGUCUGCAGUGUGUCGCUGGAGGACUUCAAGCAUGACGAGUGUCUUUUUCUGUGAGCGGAUUUAUUGAUGUUUUCUUGAUGGAAAUCAGAGAUAAUAAUUUCGUCACCUUGAAUCUAAAAAUAAGUGUAUCCAGCUGUGUGUUCAGAUUUGGCUCAGUUAUGACUUCAUGCAGGAGUCCAGAUGUAGUUUACUGAUUUUUCAUCCUGAAUCUUCCGUGAAACUUCUUCCCCGUGACGAAGACAAACUUCAUUUGUGUUCUGCGUCACGUGUUUCUGUUGCUGUCGAGCGGCCGACUGCUGCAGUCAGACGAUCUUUGCCUCCAACGUCUGUUAUAGAAAAAUGCUAAAGGGGAGCUGAGCGGUUCUGGAGCGGUUCUGGAGAGUCGUCUGACUUGGAUGACUCUCUCUUUUCAUCCCACCUUUAAGAUUUGAGUUUUCAGGAGAUCUGUGUGUGUUGGAGUGUAGUAGACAUUAAAACUUGUUGUCUUGAUUGUUCUGUUCUGAGGUUUGUUGUCUGCGAGUCCAGAAAUCUUCUCUUCAGUCGCCCAGUGUGGUAAAAACCAGACUCCUCAGCGCGCCGCGGACACAAAGCCAACACAUUUAAUACAAUGUAAAAAAAAAAAAAAAAAAAAAAACAGGCGUUAUUUUUUUUUUUAAGAAACUGUUUGAAAUGUUCGUGGUCUCAUGAUGAACGCAUCCCAUCCCAACAUGUGUGUUCCUGCUGCUGCUGCUGAUGAUGAUGAUGAUGAUGAUGACCCUAACUGUGUUGUAGCUGACUUUAAAAGAACCCGUGUGGGUCCAGGCGUCACUGGGUUUGUGCUGGUGAUUUCAUGGACUUCUGAUCCAACAGAAGGUGUUGAUGUCAAGGUUGUCACUGCAUGCCUGAUAUGUUCGAUGUUGAAACAGAAUCUGAAAAAAAGUUUAAAUACUGAAUCCUCACGCCACCGUUGAUCCACCUGUCUGCUCUGAAUUGUACUGUUUUUGAUUUCUGUUCUGUUUCUUCUCCACUGAGACGUUCUCACACAGCAGAAUUUGGCUUUGAUCGGUUUCUUAUUUUCCUGGGAACUUCGGGAAAUGGAGAAAAAGAUAAAUAUAUAUUUAAAAAAAACUAAAUACUUGUUAAAAAAAAAAAAAAAGGAAGCAUGUAUGUUUUCUACUGUUUGUACUCGGUAUAUUCAUGUUGCCCUUGCUGCUUAUGUGCCAAUGUUGUGGGAGAGAUUUACAUUCGGCCACUCAUGCAACUAUUCUGUGGUGUUGUCCAAGAAUGUAUCAACAUGAAAUAAAAAACAUUUGGUUA
This is a messenger RNA of Acanthopagrus latus (yellowfin seabream), 6267 nucleotides long. RefSeq names its product metabotropic glutamate receptor 7 (gene grm7). The transcript has 11 exons. NCBI's taxonomy places the organism in Eukaryota, Metazoa, Chordata, Actinopteri, Spariformes, Sparidae. Gene Ontology annotation, molecular function: group III metabotropic glutamate receptor activity. Gene Ontology annotation, biological process: regulation of synaptic transmission, glutamatergic; G protein-coupled glutamate receptor signaling pathway. The record is from RefSeq and is a predicted model, not a curated record. The coding region runs from base 832 to 3519 and encodes 895 amino acids. Gene Ontology annotation, cellular component: membrane.